AUGUUCUUGUUUAAGAACUGGAACAUAGGGGAACACGGGUACAAGCUAGGAACAGAAUGUUAUAGUCAGCAGAAAUAUGCUGAGGCAGACCCGCUGUUGCGACAGUCGGCUGAGCAGCGGGAGAAGGUGCUGGGCGCGGACCAUGAGGAUACCCUUGCUAGUAAAGAGCUUUCGCGCAAAGUGACUCUUGCGCAGGCGCCAGCUGCUAUAACAAAUACCCUCGCAGACACCGUGUCUCGCCGGUUAAGCGAUUUCUUCGCCGAGGGCAACCAAAGGCAAACAGCGUACACCGACUCUGGGAUUCAGCAGGUCUCGCUCCUCUUAGGUCAAGUCAACCUGCAAUGGAGCAAAGUUCCUGUAACAUACAUAGUUCUUCGGGCGAUCGGCUGCCUAGACCUCCUGAACACCUUUAUCGACCUAGGCUUCUCCGACCACUGGUUCCCUGUGACUGAGCGAAGCCUUCCGCCAUGUCUUCGGCCCAGCAGGCGCUCACAGUUUGUGGCUGCUCAGGACUUAGUAAUGACCAAGUCUGUAGACCUUGAGAAGGGCGAGAAGGGCUAG
Molecule: messenger RNA, 561 nt
Organism: Alternaria atra
Lineage: Eukaryota; Fungi; Ascomycota; Dothideomycetes; Pleosporales; Pleosporaceae
Exons: 1
Coding region: 1-561 (186 amino acids)
Molecular function (GO): protein binding
Source: RefSeq, a predicted model, not a curated record